AUGGCUCGAGUCCUCCUCACUGGCGGCAACGGAUUUCUUGCAAGCCAUAUUCUUGAUCUCCUCUUGGCGCGAGGACAAUCAGUGGUGACUACUGUCCGUAGUCAUGAGAAGGCGGAGCAGAUCCGCGAACGCCAUCCAUAUGCAUCUACCACUCAGCUAGGAGUUAUCAUCGUUCCUGACUUUAUAAGCGCUGGUGCUUUUGAUGAAUGCUUCAAAUCCGAUGCGUCCUUUGAUGUGGUCAUGCACACUGCGUCUCCUUUUCGCUACUCCAUAACUGAUAUUCAGGGAGAGCUCUUGGAUCCUGCAAUCAUUGGGACUAUUGCAUUGCUGGAAGCAAUUCGGAAGAAUGCACCAUCUAUCAAGAAAGUGCGGAUCCGUAAUUUUAUGGUAGGCGAAUAUAAAGCUGAAAUCCCAGACACAGGGACAUCGUUCUUCCUCUGGGUAGAUGUCCGUGAUGCUGCUUUGGCGCAUAUAAGAGCGAUGGAAGCUUUAGGGGCCGUGAACCAGAGAUUCUUAUUGACUGCUGGUUACUUCUCCAACAAGGAGAUCUGUGAAGUGAUCCGAGGAUCCUUCCCUGAGUACAGACCGCAACUCCCAGAACAAAACACGGGCGGUGGUGGGUAUCCGAACAAAGGACUUUACGGUUUUGACAACUCCCGAGCGACCAAGAAGCUUGGCUUGACGUAUCGAACCUUGUCCGCAAGCAUUACUGACACUGUGAUGUCGUUACAAAAAUUGCAAAACUGGGAGAAAAUUACUGCAUAG
Molecule: messenger RNA, 765 nt
Organism: Penicillium arizonense
Lineage: Eukaryota; Fungi; Ascomycota; Eurotiomycetes; Eurotiales; Aspergillaceae
Exons: 4
Coding region: 1-765 (254 amino acids)
Molecular function (GO): oxidoreductase activity, acting on the CH-OH group of donors, NAD or NADP as acceptor
Source: RefSeq, a predicted model, not a curated record